Ichthyophthirius multifiliis is the source of this 510-nucleotide messenger RNA. RefSeq names its product redoxin domain protein. NCBI's taxonomy places the organism in Eukaryota, Ciliophora, Oligohymenophorea, Hymenostomatida. Gene Ontology annotation, biological process: cell redox homeostasis; hydrogen peroxide catabolic process; cellular response to oxidative stress. The transcript has a single exon. The record is from RefSeq and is a predicted model, not a curated record. Gene Ontology annotation, cellular component: cytoplasm. Gene Ontology annotation, molecular function: thioredoxin peroxidase activity.
AUGAACAAUUUAAUUAAAUUAUAAUCUAAAUUCCCUUCUGUUGUAUUAACUUCAAUCUAAGCUAUUGAAGGAACAUGUGGAGGAACUAUUUAAAAAUAUAAUACUGAGGAAUUAUUUAAAAAUAAAAGAGUUGUAUUAUUUAGUGUACCUGGUGCUUUUACUCCAACUUGCUCAGCUCAACAUGUUCCUGGAUUUUUGAAAUUAGCUAAUGAUUUCAAAACUUAAAAAAAUGUCUAAUUAAUUGUUUGCGUAUCAGUUAACGAUGUCUAUGUUAUGGAUGCUUGGAGAUAAAAUUAAGGUAUCAAAAACAAUGAAAUAUUAAUGCUUUCAGAUCCGAAUGGUUAACUUGCUUAAUAAACUGGAUUAACUUUAGAUUUAAUUGAUAAAGGUUUAGGACUUAGAAUGAAAAGAGCAGCAUUUUUAAUAGAUGAUGGUAUAGUUAAACAUUUUGCAGUUGACGAAGGUAAAUUCCAUGAUACUAGCGCAGAAGAAGUUUUCAAAGCUAUCUGA